AUGAUAACUAUAUUGUUCUUUGUUCUUGUUCUUCAUAUAGAAUUUACACAACAUGCAUCCGUUGAUAGUUUAACUAAAAGUAAAGAUUGUAUCUAUAAUGAUGGAAGAUUUGGUAUAAUUAAUUUAUCUCAUGUUGGUUUAAAACAAGGCAUACCUGCUUUUCGACAUAUUCGUAAAGAUGAUUAUGUUUAUUCAUUCAAUCCAUGUUAUGCAUUUUCUGAAGAACCUACAUGUAUUAACGUAGCUAUAUGUCAAACAGCCAAGGAUGAAUCAGCUUCUUAUAUUCUUGCUUACAAUUCUAUUGUAACAUGGUCAAUAAGUAUAGAUGGAAAAGUUACACUAGUUUAUGCUACAACUGAACGACAAUCAAUUGUUAAUCUUGUUUGUUCAGACGAAAUUGAUCAACUUAUUAUUAAUGAAGAAUAUGAACGAAAUCAUUAUAAUUUCACUUUAACUAGUAAAUGUGCUUGUUGGGAUAAAUGUUAA
Adineta steineri is the source of this 486-nucleotide messenger RNA. NCBI's taxonomy places the organism in Eukaryota, Metazoa, Rotifera, Eurotatoria, Adinetida, Adinetidae. The record is from the annotation of a GenBank genome assembly.